GUGUCUCGCGGAUCAAUUUACGAGGAAUCUCGAAACAUUCAAGCUCGAAGUUCCAAACGACUAUAAUAUUCGCCGUAUCAUAAACAUGGCUGUUACUGCAACUGUCAAACCUUUGCCGACGCCCAAAGGAUCCUCCGUUGACUUCGGAUCCAUCAUCACUGGAGUUGAUCUCGAGAACCUCUCGGAUGAGGAUUUUCAGUUGAUUCAUGAUACGCUAUACAAAACUAGCGUUGUUGUCAUCAAGUCCAAACCCGAUGUUUCCGCUAAAGCACAAUACGAGCUCACUCGUCGCUUUGAUCCUUCGUCAACUGCAUACGGUCAUGGUAAGACACUGGAUGCCAAGCGUAGCAUCCUACAUCCCGACCUCAAGACAGUUCCACAUCAACCGCAAGUGCAGGUGAUUGGAAAUGGGUUCGUCAAGGAGUACGAAAGCCUAAAAGAUAUCACUUUGCGCCACCCUCAUCAUCGUACGUUCCAUCGUGAAGUCAUUCCCGACGAAGACGAUCUUGAUUAUACGCGAUUUUAUCGCUGGCACAUUGAUGCGGCUCUCUAUGAUCUGGACCCGCCGUUCGUGACAACUUUGCUGGCUGUGUCUUUGCCAUCUAAACGCCGACAAACUCUUCGGUACGACGAUGGUACUGGAGAUAUUCUUGACGUCUCUUUGGGCACAACGGCAUUCGUUAGUGGUUACCAGAUGUAUGAACGUCUGUCCGAAGAGGACAAGGAGUUUGUUCGCACUAGCAAGAUUGAGUAUGCGCCUCAUCCGUAUAUCUGGAUGAGCGGCACACGCUCUCUCCCAACCGGGUUGGGUCUCUACUCCGAAGGUCGAGAACUUGAUGACUCAGAGUUGCCUCCAUUUGACCCUAGCAAGAUCAAGAUCUUCCCGAUGCUGUGGAAGAACCCGGUGACGGGAAAACUGGCUCUUCAAAUCCAUCCGUCCGCGGUCAAGAAAAUUCAUUUAAAAGAUGGCAUUGUCAUCGAUAAUCUUGAGAAAGUCCGUGACAUUGUUUAUCGUUUGCAGAGGCCCGGUAUCAGUCCAGAGUACGUUUAUGCACAUGACUGGGAAGAAGGUGAUAUGGUAUUGUUCAACAACCGAGGAGUACUACACUCUGUCGUUGGUGCUUUUGCUCCGGACGAGGUACGAUUAUUUCGGCAGUGCAAUUUGUCUGCCAGUCAGCCUCCCGUAGGUCCUUGACUGGUAUUCAGAUUUAAAUUCUACAUUAUGAGAUCACGAAGUAUAGAGUACUAGAAAGAAUGAAUUUUCUAAUAGCACCGUUUAUUCGCGCG
This is a messenger RNA of Talaromyces stipitatus ATCC 10500, 1287 nucleotides long. RefSeq lists its product as uncharacterized. The coding region runs from base 86 to 1195 and encodes 369 amino acids. Lineage: Eukaryota; Fungi; Ascomycota; Eurotiomycetes; Eurotiales; Trichocomaceae. The record is from RefSeq and is a predicted model, not a curated record. Gene Ontology annotation, molecular function: oxidoreductase activity. The transcript has 2 exons.